GUCAGGAAAAAAGGAAAAUGCCAUGCAUUAUAUAAAAAUACAAUUUAAUUUCUUUUCUCUCUAUCUUUUAGCUUUUGACUACAGCUAUGCUGCCCGAUUCAACUUCAGCUCUUCUUCUCCUGAGCGUCCUCCUUGUUCACUCCUCUGUUCUGUCCUGUCUUAUCGGGACCCAAAGAGAGUGUGAUGCUGCUCGUUUUGUACCAGGCCACAAGAUGGUGGGGAAAGGUUUUGAUAUAGUCACACUACAGAGAAAAAGAGCUCAUGUGAUUGAUGUGAAGACUUACCUGAAUGAAAGAGAAACCUGCAUUCUCUGCUCCAACCCUCUUCAAAACCAUGCCUACCAAAAACUUCCAUCAUCUGUUGUGGACUGGAGUGCCAGCAGUCAAUGCAGUGCUGACAUCAUCAGCAGUUAUCACACCUCUGUUAGCUCUCUGAUUAAGGCUUACACAUCCCAAGACACCAAUGAUUGGACGUUUGGCUUGGAAAUUGAAAAGGUUUUGUUUGACAACUUCGAUGUGGGAGGAACCGGCUCCGACGCCUACAAGUUCGCUUCACAACAGAUCGAAGAGGACCGCUACACUUUCAGCACACACAGUGUCACCUGCAACCACUAUAAAUUUAUAUUAUCAUCCACACCUCCCUUAAGCGUAGAGUUCAAAAAGCAGUUAGACAUCCUGCCAAGUCACUACAACUACUCUACUGAGAAUGAGUAUAGAAAGCUCAUACAGACCUAUGGCACACACUACUUCAGACUGGUUGAUCUUGGAGGGCGACUGAGACAACUGAUAUCUUCACGAAGUUGCUUGUCCUCCCUGAAUGGGUUAACCUCAACUGAGAUCCACUCCUGUUUAUCUAUGGGUGUUGCUGUUGGCUUGGGGAAGAUGAAAAUCUCUCAUGUCCCAAAGUCUUGCAUGGGUGUCCUACUAAACCAGGACUCUGCCACUAACUUCAGCUCUGGUCUCCACCGAUACUACUCUGAGGUGUUAGGAGGAGAUGGUUGGUUGGGGCAGUUUACAAUUUCCAAAAGUGAUUCCACAGCCCACAUGAACUGGCUAAAGAGCCUGAUAGAACGUCCAGAGGUUGUUUCGUUCUCCCUUCGACCUCUCUAUCAGCUCGUGCCAAGCAAGCUUCAACAGGCAGGGGUGAAAACUGCUAUUGAGCAGUAUUUGGAGGACACUUCUGUGAAGAAAUCACCCCAAGAGCCAGACUGUGAGGGUUCUACUCUUAACAUGUCUUAUAACUGCUGCCCUCUGCACGCCUCAAGGGGAAAUCUAUCAGUGACCAUUGUUCGAGGCUGGAAUCUAUACGGAGAUGUGAUUGGAAAGACUGACGGCUAUGCCAAGAUAUACCAUGGUUCCAUAUCCCACAAGACCCAAGUGAUUGUAUCUGAUAAUCCUCAUUGGUACGCUGAGUUUGAUUUGGGCAAGGUGGACACAAGCCUGGCUCUGAAGAUUGAGGUUUGGGAUCAAGACCCUAAAUAUGACGACCGGCUCAUAGAGUGCGAGAAGGACCUGAUCCCGGGCACUCACACUUUCACAUGCAAAUCAGCGUUAGGAAACGUUGAAGUUAAAUACACGCUGACCUGUGACCCGCAUCUGACUGGAGAAAAGUGCAGCCUUUAUAAACCAACUCCUUAGUGACAGGAGAUUGGUGAAUUUUGGGAAUGAAAGCAUUUCAUUUCAUCAUGUAACAUUAACUCACUAAAUCUGAUAGAAACUCACAAAUUACACUUAAUCACUUAAGUUUGUUAACGACCUAGCUAAAUGUGUAAUUAUCAUACAAUGAAAAAAAAAUCAAGAUUCUGUGUAACAUUUAAUCACAAGAAAUAACUACGCUUUAAUAUAUGCAACCAGAAAUUGUGUUCCCUUUAAUGACAAUAAAAUUUGUGAAAUUGAUACAAAUUGUUGACUUUAUAUAUUUUCAACAAAGUUUUAUGAAUUAUGUCUUAUAUGUGUUAGUAUAAAAGAGAGAGAAACGUAGUUACACUACAGUCCGUGUCAGAAAACUAUUUGGUCAAGACCUUCUGUAUGCAGCAAAGCGGAGAACAACCGAUCAGAAACAACCUGAUCAUUGUUUCUGUCAGGUUUACAGCCUUAAAAUAGACAAAAAGAAAAGAGAGACAAAUGAAUUGGAUUUUACUCGUGAGGAGAGCAGAAUGGAGGGUCUGAUUUUCAUAGUCUCCAAACUCGCUCUGUGAAUCUUUUCUUGCUUUUCCUCCUUUAUUUUGCAAUCAUGAUGCCCUAAUUUACAUUGGUCAACAGUUGGUCCUAAAAGGGUGGAGAACAAAAAUCAGCUGCCAACACACAGUCAUAAAUCUUUCUAUACAAUGAAUCUCUUGUCUUAAUGCAUGUGAGGUCUCAAAGCAGUGUCUCUCUGGGUCACAACCUUUGAUCCUUAGCCUUUUAGUGUUUUUCCAGUUUUAUGGUUAAAAUCAAGAGGCGCUGAUGAAAUUUAUUAUUUGAAAUUAUCUUUCAUCAUGUAGUCAUGUUUGAAACAGUGAAGACAUCUCAUGAGCCAAAAUAUUCAA
Molecule: messenger RNA, 2527 nt
Organism: Xiphophorus hellerii (green swordtail)
Lineage: Eukaryota; Metazoa; Chordata; Actinopteri; Cyprinodontiformes; Poeciliidae
Product: perforin-1-like
Exons: 9
Coding region: 87-1637 (516 amino acids)
Biological process (GO): T cell mediated cytotoxicity; defense response to virus; immunological synapse formation
Cellular component (GO): membrane
Molecular function (GO): wide pore channel activity
Source: RefSeq, a predicted model, not a curated record